AGAGGACGCCAUCUUCAGCCAUGUAUAUAUCGUAGGUGGUGCGGUGUGAAUGUACGUGUGAUUUCGUUAUUUUCGAGUGAUAUCCCUUAAUUAUUUAUUUGCCGAAUUUCAGGGGGAUUCGCGAAACCUGCCCGUAUUCCCGUACCGCCGUGGUGAACGUGACGCGAACGUGACAGUAAUCGACGCCUCGUUCGAUGAUCGGGAAAUACGGGGUUUACGGACACUCGUUCUCUGAACUUCUUUCGCUUCGUAAUUUGUUUACAAAUCCCUCAUGCUGUCUUGCGUCUAGGCUGUAACCUUAAGAACUACGUUUUAGAGUACAGGAUUAUAGAUUACGUCGGAGAGUUGCUGCAAGUCGACGAGGAUUUCUGCGAUAGUGGGGAACUAGCCUUUGUCCGUUUUUAUAACCUGACAACGCGGACGAGGCUUCUCUGUUAUCAUGUCAUUGCGUCUUUGACAGAGUAUCAAGUGAUUUAGAAUUAUCUAUUCAGCGUUAAGAUGUGGUCGUCACAAGGGAGUAACUCCACUGGGAGUACCCCGCCAAACACAAUGCAGAAUUUACGUACUCUGGGAAUGACAUCUGCUAUUAGUAUAGCGGAACCAAAACCGAGCGAUCUUAACAGAACGAAUGAAUUGAAAGAUGCAUUGAAACCUUAUAAUGUUUUUGAAUCGGAGGAAGAAUUAAAUCACAGAAUGGAAAUUUUAAGUAAACUCAAUACUUUGGUUAAACAAUGGAUAAGAGACACUAGUAUUGCUAGGAACAUGCCACCAAAUGUAGCGGAGCAAGUCGGGGGGAAGAUUUAUACAUUCGGAUCGUAUAGAUUAGGUGUCCACCAUAAGGGAGCGGAUAUUGAUGCUCUGUGUGUCGUCCCACGUCACAUAUAUAGAUCAGACUAUUUCACGUCAUUCUUCGAACUACUGAAGUUGCAGCAAGAAGUAACAGAUUUAAGGGCAGUGGAAGAAGCCUUUGUACCUGUUAUAAAAAUGAAUUUCGAUGGAAUAGAAAUAGAUAUGCUGUUUGCAAAAUUGGCUCUUAAAGAAAUCCCUGACUCAAUGGAUCUCAAAGAUGACAUGCUUCUUAAAAAUUUGGACCAAAAAUGUGUACGGAGCCUUAAUGGUUGUCGAGUGACCGAUGAAAUAUUACGUUUAGUACCUAAUAUAGAAAAUUUUAGACUUGCAUUAAGAGCGAUAAAAUUAUGGGCAAAAAGACAUGGGAUUUAUAGCAAUGUAUUAGGUUACCUGGGUGGAGUUUCUUGGGCAAUGCUGGUAGCUCGAACUUGCCAACUGUACCCAAAUGCUGUUGCUGCGACUCUAAUAGAGAAAUUUUUCCUAGUGUUCUCCCAGUGGAAAUGGCCACAACCAGUUCUUCUUAAACAACCUGACACCGUCAACUUAGGUUUUCCUGUCUGGGAUCCACGAGUAAAUGUAUCAGACAGGUACCACUUGAUGCCAAUAAUUACACCUGCAUACCCGCAACAAAACUCUACAUUCAACGUUUCGGUAUCAACGAGAACAAUAAUGCAAGAGGCAUUUGAAACGGGUUUAUCAAUAACAGAAGAAAUUAUUAUGGGAAAAGCAACGUGGGACAAGUUAUUUGAGCCGCCAAACUUCUUUAGCAAAUACAAACACUAUAUAGUGUUGUUGGCGAGUAGUUUGACUGCCGAAGAUCAGCUUGAAUGGUGUGGUCUAGUCGAGUCAAAAAUACGACAUUUAAUAGGAACACUGGAAAGGAAUCCUUACAUUACAUUGGCACAUGUCAAUCCUGAUUCAUUUCCUCCGUUGAUCCCGGAAUCUGGAAGACAUUGUUCGAUGUGGUUCAUCGGAUUGUUAUUUGCAAAAAGCGAAAAUCUGAAUGUCGAUCUCACAUUCGACAUCAAAUCCUUCGUCGAUACGAUCGAAAGGCAAGCCGAACAAAUAAGUAUGUUAAAAGAAGGCAUGUGGAUAGAAGCUAAACAUGUUAAGAGAAAGGAUUUAAGCGCCUACGUGAUACCAAGCCUUUUACGAAGGGAACGGAAGGUAUCUGGGGGUACACAUAAGAAUGGAAAUGUUGGAGGAAACGGAAAUGGGACUGGAGGUGGAGUGUCUCCAAAGUCUCAAAACGAUAUACCCAAUCGGAAACGACUAUCCGAUCAAAUUGAUGCAAACGGUAAAAAGAGACGCGUCACCGACGGUGAACAACAGAUAACACAGGGAGAAGAUGGUUCCCUAGUCGUUCAAUCUUGUGGGGAGGAUAGCAACUCUGGAUUUAGUUUAGACGAGUACAAGCAGUUACCGACCAACUUACCAACGGCUAAAGACGUAAGAAAUCGGGAAGCACCGGCAAGCAAUGCUCCAGUAGUGCAGGAGGGAUUCGUAUGCACUUGACUAUUACGAGGUGUUACAUCGCGCCAAUCUACGGAUGCUCUUCUGGGUCGUCUAGAACGUAAGCACUCCUCACACCAUCAUCCACUGCCCAUUGUGUAAGUUCUUUGUUUCGUAAAAAGCAGAGCAACUCGUGCUGGUGUAAGCUGCUCAAUGGACUUAAUUAUGACUACUACACGUCUCUGUUAUCGACACGAUGAUAUUAGUAUAUUCGGCCAGAUCGUGAAUUAUUGAAGACCGCUUGUGCUAGAGGUUAUGCUUUACGAUUCUUUGCCAGUGUCUAUGGUUUGGGGCAGCUACGUAAGGGUCAUGGGCCUUGAAGGGUUCAGGUGGCCUUUGCGAUUGCAAAAUGGGUGCGCGAACUUUUGAAGGUUUAGUUUGUGUCUUAACUGCAGCGAACUUUUGCAAAUGACCUUCUUCGUGAGACCUAGGGAGGGAGGGAGACCUAGGGGAGUGAGACAGGAAGUAACGGUCAAAGCAAUUGCAAUUUUAAUAGGUUUCGGUAGGUGAGGGUCUUCGCGGAUGAAAAUGCAGGAAAGGAACGGAUCAAAAGACUGAAUGUAUACUAUAGUGUGUGUGUAUGUGUGUGCGUGUGCGUGUGUACGAUACGUGAGAACAGGAUAAGUUGUACCGUAGUUUCAAGAUAUAGGUCCUAUUACUGCUACAUUAAGUAUUACAAUACUUUCGAAACUAGCUCGAGAACGCGAAUAGCCUCAUUCUCUACCCCGAAUGCAAAUUAUUUUCCUGAAUAACUGACAAAAACAAGAAUAAAUAGUCCUAAGUUGUUGAAGCUUAAACGUUAAUUACACGAUAACGUUAAUUUAUAAGGUCUUUAAAGAAUAUUCGUCUGCCGAGAAGUAUAUACGUAUAUACCGACUUACCUUUGUUGACAAGUUUGGAAGUAGAAUUACUAACAGGUGUCAACGAAGCACAUCACUUGAAUGACCCGAUUAAUAGUACUUCUUUUUAACACCUUAUUGACGGGGACGACCGCGAUGGUUACUAACAUCAAACACGGGAAAUAUAUAAAGGAAGAGUAUCGUGAUCCGCGUUAUUUAUAACAGAUGACUUCAGUUUGUUUGGCAUAAUGGUGAGUCGAUAAGGUGUUAAGACUCAACCAUUUUCUCCGGAGAAACGCGGAGUUCCCUAUAGCAGUGUAGUAUUUAUUACGUCGAGUACAUGAGAAACCAUCGACACUGGCAAACAAGAUAAUAUGUUCCGUUUAUAGAUUACGUACACCGUAUACACAUGUAAACGUGAAAUAGAAGAUCUACAGAUGGAACAUACAAGCCUUGGCUGUUCCCUCAGCGGUCGUGGUGUACAAGUAAGUUUCGUAUAAAGUCGCCUUUUCGUUUCUCACACGUUCGGAUCAGGCUUUUACCUUGAAACAAUGUUACAACGUUGUUACGUGGAUUACUCGAAUAACUCUUGUCAUCUGUUAAUGGACUUCUCCAUAAAUCUGA
Molecule: messenger RNA, 3824 nt
Organism: Orussus abietinus
Lineage: Eukaryota; Metazoa; Arthropoda; Insecta; Hymenoptera; Orussidae
Gene: hrg
Product: poly(A) polymerase type 3
Exons: 12
Coding region: 499-2364 (621 amino acids)
Cellular component (GO): nucleus
Molecular function (GO): RNA binding; poly(A) RNA polymerase activity
Source: RefSeq, a predicted model, not a curated record